AAGAAAAGAAAAGAAAAAAUUGUGUCUUCUUUGCAUGGAGAAGCAACCAAUGGGAGAAACCAUAACAAAAAGAUCCAAAUGGCAAUACCCACCACCACAACCAGCCCCAAAGAUCCUUCAUUUACCACCUAGGCCUAAAAGAAAACCACCAUUAAAGCCUUCAAAGCUACCAUCUUUACACAAUGAAACAAAAGGGAAACAACUAGUGAACUUAUUUGAUCAAGAAAGGUGUUUCAAAAGAGGGCUUAUCCCAUUAAUGCUUGUGAAUCCAAUGGAAGAAAGCAAUGAAGAAAUGAAAAGAGAAAAGGUUGAAGAAGAAGAAGAAGAAGAAGAAAAUAAUGGUGGUGUUGUAGCUUUGGUUGAAGAAGAGAAAUGGAAGUUCCAAGCUGAAAUGUUAAGAGCUGAAUGUAAUUUAUUGAGGAUUGAAAGAGACAUUGUUGUUAAGAAAAUGGAGAGAAGCUGCGUGAAAAUGGAGAAAACCUUGAAAUCUGCUGUUCAUACUUUGGUUUCUGGAAGAAACAACAUUUGUGAAGAAAAUGAUGUGAGGAUGAUAUUGGAAGAACUGAUCAAUGAAUUGUUGGAAAAACUAGAAAAAUUGCAAAAGAGUACAGGGGUUAAAGAUUUAGAGGCUAAAAAAUGGAGUAAUUUCGAUAAACAAGCAUGUUUUCUCCGAACGCGGCUCGACAAGUUCGGAGAAUUCUCCGUCGAACAAAUACGCGCGGAGGAGAUUCGAGAAAUGGCAGAAGCUAGCUUAUCGAUCAAAACGAGUAGUGAAAGCGACGAGAGCCUUAUUUCAAAUCGGAACAACAAUAUUUUGAGGAGAAACAUGGAGAGAUUGUCAAAAGGGGUUUUAUUCGAGAGAAUGGCAGAGGAAUACGGUCUGAUGGCCUCCUCGGGUAACAGUUCGAAGAGGAUUGACUAUUCGGAUUCGUCACAGUCAUCGACACAACGUUCAGACAAGGAGAAAAUGUCCGGUGAACCAAGAGUGUGCUCGGGACAUUGCAAGGCUAUAGUGCGGAGAAUUGUUGAGCAAGUUCGUGCGGAGACCGAACAAUGGUCUCAGAUGCAAGAUAUGUUGGGGCAAGUAAGGGACGAGAUGGAAGAAUUGCAAAAAUGUCGAGAUUAUUGGGAAGAUCGAGCACUUGAUUCGGACUACCAGAUUCGAUCCUUGAAAUCUGCUGUGAAAGAAUGGAGACAGAAAGCACAUUCGUCCGAAGCAAAGGCUAGCGAGCUACAGGCUCGAAUGUUCGUGCUUCACGAAGAGAUCGAGAGAUUGCGGAACGAAAGAGAAAGGAAAACCGUGAGGGGUAGAAAUACUUCACCGGCUAACCAAGAAGCAAGAAACGAAACGGAACUCAUGUGUGACUUGAAGGAAAACCGUUGUGCAAACGAUGAUGGCUGCAAGGCUCAACCAUGCACUGUUACUGGACUUCUUCCUCGACGAUCACCCCUGAGAGAACUCGGUAAUAUGUCGGCAUUGAUGAAGCAACACGGCGAAGGAAUCUUGCCGUUAUUUUGCCUUCGUCGAGAUCCAGAAACAAAAUGCUCAUUCUAGAGAAACCGGAUUCCCAACAUGUACGGCUAUCAAAACGAUCGGUUCACAGACUUAACCGGUUCGAAACAAGAACACCGGUUUACAUAGUAUUGUAAAUCUAAGUCUAACAAUAUGUUGUUGAUAAUAAAUAUUUUUAUUUCUAUU
Messenger RNA from Gossypium raimondii (Peruvian cotton), 1699 nucleotides. RefSeq lists its product as uncharacterized. NCBI's taxonomy places the organism in Eukaryota, Viridiplantae, Streptophyta, Magnoliopsida, Malvales, Malvaceae. The coding region runs from base 35 to 1555 and encodes 506 amino acids. The record is from RefSeq and is a predicted model, not a curated record. The transcript is spliced from 5 exons.